AUGGUGGUUUUGUGUCAUUCAAUGAAAUUGAAGGAGAUUAGUACUCAAAUGGAGGACCAGAGAGCGGUGGCUGCUACUCAUACUGCUCAAUUGAAUGAAAUCGGAGCUCAGUUGAAGUCUUUGGCAGCGGAGAUUAACCAAAGCAAUCACAUCGAAAUGGAAGCUUCUCGAGACAAGCUCCCUAUCCAUUUUGGUCAAUUGCCUCCUGAUAAGGCUCCGAUUUUGACUUCACCAGCUAGACCAUCUAGGGAGCUCAACUUGGAGAUUAACAAUCCCAAGCCAAAGUAUGGUCAGACUUCAAACCUCUGA
Messenger RNA from Oldenlandia corymbosa var. corymbosa, 309 nucleotides. NCBI's taxonomy places the organism in Eukaryota, Viridiplantae, Streptophyta, Magnoliopsida, Gentianales, Rubiaceae. The record is from the annotation of a GenBank genome assembly.